Messenger RNA from Lodderomyces beijingensis, 916 nucleotides. NCBI's taxonomy places the organism in Eukaryota, Fungi, Ascomycota, Pichiomycetes, Serinales, Debaryomycetaceae. The record is from the annotation of a GenBank genome assembly.
AUGAUUAGUAGAAUAGCAUUCAGAGCUGCCCGCCCUUCAAUGGGUUUGGCUAUGCGCCAAGCACCGUAUGUGAAAAAUGCCCGUCCGCGUUCACGCUUCAUCCUGUCCUGGCAAUGCAGGAAGCAGAGUGAGAGCUAGAGCAAGAGCUAGAGUGAGAGCUAGAGCAAGAGCUAGAGCAAGAGCUAGAGCAAGAGUUAGAGCAAGAGCUAGAGUGAGAGCUAGAGUGAGAGCUAGAGAUAGCAAGAGCAAGGUUACUAACUGAAUAAUUUUUUCCCCAUCUAGAAUCGGAUUGAGAUACUUGUCCACCCCGGUUGAGCCAAAGAAGAAAGCAGAGUCAAUAGUUGAUGCGUUGCCAGGAAACAACUUUGUCACCAAGACCGGCGUCUUGGCCACAAGCGCAGCAGCAGCCAUCUACGGCUUGUCCAACGGAUUGAUCAUUAUACACGAUGAAACCAUCUUGGUUGUGACAUUCUCCAUCUUCACUGCCUUGUGCGUUAAAUUCAUCGCGCCCUUGUACACGGAAUGGGCCGAUGGUGAGGUCAAGAAGAUCAACGACAUACUCAAUGGCGCAAGAAGCAAGCACAUUGAAGCCGUCGAAGGUAGAAUCAACGCCGUUGGAGAAUUGAAAGACGUCGUUGCUCAAACCAAGGACUUGUUUGCCGUUUCCAAGGAAACCGCUAAGCUUGAAGCCGAGGCAUUUGAAUUGAAACAGAAAUUGGAAGUUGUCUCUGAAGCCAAGAAUGUCUUGGACUCCUGGGUCAGAUUCGAAAGUCAACAGAGACAAUUGGAGCAAGAGCAGUUGGCCACUUCCGUCAUUGACAAGGUCAACAAGGAAAUUGAAGAUCCUAAAUUCCAAGAAAAGUACUUGCAAGAGGCUUUGAAAGAGAUUGAGAAGGUUUUCUCCAAGGCUAAGUAA